Hydractinia symbiolongicarpus is the source of this 1360-nucleotide messenger RNA. RefSeq names its product phosphonoacetaldehyde hydrolase-like protein. The coding region runs from base 213 to 1235 and encodes 340 amino acids. Gene Ontology annotation, biological process: DNA repair; dephosphorylation; organic phosphonate catabolic process. Gene Ontology annotation, molecular function: phosphonoacetaldehyde hydrolase activity; phosphoglycolate phosphatase activity. Lineage: Eukaryota; Metazoa; Cnidaria; Hydrozoa; Anthoathecata; Hydractiniidae. The transcript has 4 exons. The record is from RefSeq and is a predicted model, not a curated record. Gene Ontology annotation, cellular component: cytosol.
UAUUGAUGAUGUAACAAUGAAAAACAAACACAAAUCAAUUUUUCACUUCAUUCGUGCGUGCCUUAUUUAUUCAAUAUUAAUAAAGCAUUAAUUAACGCUGUGCAUAACAAAUGACCAGUCAUCGAAAUCUGAACCAGUAAGUCAAUCUUAUUUCUACAAUUACGGUUUGGUUUCGAUACAGACAUUGUGAUUCCAGCAAGCGACGAACAAACAUGGCUGCAUUAUUUCGACGUUUAUUACAAGUGAAAGCUCCAAAUUUUCGUAUUCAUAGCAAAAACGUCCGAUUUUUGUCGUCCGAAUAUUUUAAAAAUAUUCGGUCAGCCGAAGAAAUACUCUCUUCUAGCGAUGAUUUGGUUCGACCAUUAUUUCGUCAAUCAGGUGAUGUGCUAACAAAUUCUCGAACCGAGUAUCGCACAAAACUUCAUUAUCAAGGAAAAAUUAAAGGUGUGAUUCUAGAUUGGGCCGGCACAGUACUCGAUUGUGGCGUUUACGCCCCAGCUGUUGUUUUUGUGGAAGUAUUUCGAAAUGAAGGCGUCCCUAUAACUAUGGAGGAAGCGAGAGAACCAAUGGGUGCUCACAAAAGAGUUCAUAUUCAAAAAAUCACCGAGAUUGAAGCAGUGCGUAGGCGAUGGUAUGAAGUGAAUGGCUGUUAUCCAAAAGAAGAUGAUGUGAAACGCAUGUUUGAAAACUUUGUUCCAAUGCAGCUCGCUUGUUUAUCUAAAUAUUCUGAGAUGAUUGACGGAGCUGUUGAAACAGUAUCCUACCUACAAAAAGAUAUGAAUUUAAAAAUCGGCUCAACAACAGGAUUUACAUCAGCCAUGGUGGACAUCUUGAAAGAAGAAGCCAGUGCUGCUGGCUAUAUACCAGACGCUAUUGUAGCAGCAGAUGAGGUACCACAAGCUAGACCAUUUCCCUACAUGGUGUGGCUAAAUUGUAUUAGAUUGGAUAUAAACCCGAUUCAGGCAGUGGUGAAAGUUGAUGAUACCGCUGAUGGCGUCAGAGAAGGUUUAUUAGCCGGAUGCUGGAGUGUAGGACUUGCCAGGACGGGAAAUUACGUUGCUCUGAAUCAACAAGAAAUUAGUGAAUUAUCCGCAGAUGAUUAUGAACGACGCCUUCAAAAGUCUUACACCGUUUUGACAAAUGCUGGAGCACAUUACGUGAUUGAUACAAUAAACGACUUACCGCCCGUCAUUGAUGACAUCAACCGAAGAUUGUCUGCAGGGGAACAUCCUUAAAAAAGACCAAAGUGCUACAACAAUAAUUUUUUAAAUGCAUAGCAUUAUUAUUUCGCUGUAUAUAGGUACAUUAUAGAGGUAACAUUUAAGCGUCAGCCAAUAAUACUUUUGAGUGAUCUGGCCAA